GUAAAUCAGAUGUGGACUGUUUUUAUACAAUCAUAAAUAGAUCGACCAUUACGAUAUAGAAGACUGAAAACAAAACUAUAUGAAGGAAUAUUAGAUUGAAUUGCAGAACUAUCAUAUGUUCAAUAAAUGGCCUGACAAGUUGAACAGAAAGAAUAGCAUCUUUGACUCCAAGAUUGUAUGUUUUUUUUAGAUGAUGAAGCCCCGCCUAAUUUUCUUUGUGCUACUUGUUUAUAAUGUGCAAGCAGAAAAUGAGACCGGAAACUGUAAGGACAUGUUACAGGGAUACCUGACAGGUCAGUUGUCGUCUGCUUUAGGGGCAUAUCAAGUGGAGGCUUUAAAGCGGGAAUUCAAAAGCUUCACUGAGACCAUGGAACAAUCUAUGAAGAAUUUCAAGAAAGAGAUGGAAGCCAGUGUUGUCAGUGGAGAUAAACAUAAUCGGAGUGCUGUUUAUACAAGAUGGGGGAAGAAAACGUGUCCCUCCAACGCAGAAAUAGUUUAUUCGGGUUUAGCAGGCGGAUCAUGGUACGGUCACAGUGGUGCAGCCGUAGAUCCACUGUGUUUACCGAGAGAUCCAGAGUGGGGGAUCUACAGGGAUGGAACUGAUGGGGAAAAGGCUUAUGUGUUUGGAGCAGAAUACGAAACAUCGGACGUUAGUCAUUCGGCUUCACUUCAAAACCAUGAUGUUCCUUGUGCUGUUUGCCUAGUGAGAAAUAGAACUGUAGUGAAAGUAUUUCCAGCAAAAAGAACAUGUUACAAAGGGUGGAGUUUGGAAUACGAGGGUUAUCUUAUGGCUGGACGUUAUGAUCACACCGCUGCAACUACAUAUAAGUGUGUAGACAAGAAUCCAGACACCUUACACGGCGGUCAUCUUGACAAAAAUGGCUACCUUUUUUAUCAUGUCGAAGCUCGGUGUGGCUCACUGAAAUGUCCACCGUACGUAGAGGGAAGAGAACUGGUUUGUGCUGUAUGUUCCAAAGAGUGAUAAUGUAAUAAACUGUUUUUAAAGAUGUAUUAUGUUUCAUUUUUUGCGUUUUAUUUAUGAAAGUGUUCAUCUGAAAGUUCAAAUGGGAGUAUGUUGAAGACAUGUUUAAAGACAAAGGGACAAAAAAUACAAGUGGUUAAUUAAAAGUGAUAUCUUGUUUAAACACAUUUUUUCGUAAGGAUGAAUCUACAUACAUCUACAAUGGUAGU
Messenger RNA from Saccostrea cuccullata (small rock oyster), 1191 nucleotides. RefSeq lists its product as uncharacterized. The coding region runs from base 191 to 982 and encodes 263 amino acids. The record is from RefSeq and is a predicted model, not a curated record. The transcript has 4 exons. Lineage: Eukaryota; Metazoa; Mollusca; Bivalvia; Ostreida; Ostreidae.